AUGCUCUUAUCAAUUACCACUGGUGCUGUUCCACGCAAAUUUGGCCAGUACCUAAGACACGACCCCACCCCAAUGCGUCACUCUGACCCGGUGGUAGACGCCAACAUGUACCAACAGGCCCGGAACCGGCGUCCACCGCCGUUCCCCCCACCACCCCAACCUCACCGACUCCGGCAUGAGCGAGGCCGGCAGGCAGAUGAUUUGUCGUCUGAGUUUUACUCACCUCCUGCAACCCCCUUUGGGGACAGUGAUGAUAAACAAGUCCAAGUGUUUUGUCCAUUCGGCGUGGAGCACGAUCUGCCCCAAGGCAUGCUCACCUGA
Molecule: messenger RNA, 321 nt
Organism: Mesocestoides corti
Lineage: Eukaryota; Metazoa; Platyhelminthes; Cestoda; Cyclophyllidea; Mesocestoididae
Source: the annotation of a GenBank genome assembly